Molecule: messenger RNA, 912 nt
Organism: Penicillium pulvis
Lineage: Eukaryota; Fungi; Ascomycota; Eurotiomycetes; Eurotiales; Aspergillaceae
Product: alpha/beta hydrolase
Exons: 1
Coding region: 1-912 (303 amino acids)
Molecular function (GO): hydrolase activity
Source: RefSeq, a predicted model, not a curated record
AUGAUAGGCCUUGGAGGGAAUCUCGCCGUUGGAGAUGCUCACGGCCUUCGCGAGAUGAUGGAAGCCCAAUUCAAAGCUAUGAAGGCUCUUAAUGUUGCGAACUUUGCGAACAUUUCCUUGAAAGUCUACCAUGCCGCCGCAUCGGAUGGUCAUCAGGUGGCCAUACACCAUUACCGCAAAGAGUCCGAUACUGCAGAAGAUACACUAAAGCCUGCAGUUCUUCACUUCCACGGAGGGGGAAUGAUCUUGGGAAGUGUUGAUCUUCUUGAAAAUGGAGUGAAAGCAUAUGUGGCUACCACAGGAUUGGAUAUCUUCUCGGUUGAUUACCGGCUGGCACCGGAAUAUCCACAUCCGGUACCAUUUGAGGACUGCUACACGUCUUUGCUAUGGCUCAAUAACCAUGCUGCCGACCUCUCCAUCGAUCCCCGGCGAAUCGCAGUUAUGGGCCAGAGUGCUGGAGGUGGACUUGCGGCGAGUGUGGCACUGGCAGCAAGAGAGAGGAAGUUAUACCCACCAUUAGCGAAGCAGAUCCUUAUCUAUCCAAUGCUGGAUGAUAGAAAUGUCGAGCCCAACCCCCUACUCGAACCCCAUCUCACAUGGAGUACUGCGGACAACCGUACAGGCUGGGGGGCAUUGCUGGGCCAUAAUAUGGCAGGUGAUAAUGUCUCAGCGUAUGCAGCGGCGAGUCGGGCAGAGAGCCUGGCUGGCCUUCCAAGCACAUAUUGUGAUGUUGGCAUGUACGACCUCUUUCGUGAUGAGGAUAUGGUUUAUGUAAUGAGGCUUGCUCAAGCCGGUGUCGAAACUGAAUUCCACGUCUAUCCAGGAGCUCCUCACGCGUUCGAGUUCCUUGCAGAUACGUGGCAAGCAAAGCUAGCGGAGGUAAACAGAAUUCGAGCUCUGCAGAGCUUUUGA